GGUCGCUGUGUUUGGCUUAAUCCUUUUCAAAAAUCAGAGGAGGAAGAAGAAGAAGAUGAAGAGGAGGAGAAAGCAGAGGAGCCAAAUGAACUACAGCAAGAAAUAGGACCUCCUCUUCUCACUCCACUCUCUGAAGAUGAAGGAAUUCAGAACAUCCCUGCUUGGACAGCUGAGGCUUCUACAAGCCUGAUCCCGCAAUACGCUGUUGCAAUCCUCCAGUCUAACCGAUGGCCCGGAGCAUAUGCCUUCGCGUCUGGCAAGAAAUUUGAUAACAUCUACUUUGGCUGGGGUCACAAAUACAGUCUAGAGAACCACACUCCCGCACUCCCUCCGCCAGUGCAAGCGGAAUAUCCCAGCGGGCCAGAAAUCGCUGAGACAAGAGACCCCACUCUGGAAGAGGAACUGGCUUUCAAGGCUGCGAGGGAAGAAGCCCUAGCUGCAGCUGAGGAAGAGGAAGAUGAGGAAGACGUUGAUGAGGAUGAUGAAGAGGAGGAUGAUGAUUAA
Messenger RNA from Fulmarus glacialis (Northern fulmar), 504 nucleotides. RefSeq names its product radial spoke head protein 4 homolog A-like. Gene Ontology annotation, biological process: axoneme assembly; cilium movement involved in cell motility; cilium assembly. The transcript is spliced from 3 exons. NCBI's taxonomy places the organism in Eukaryota, Metazoa, Chordata, Aves, Procellariiformes, Procellariidae. Gene Ontology annotation, cellular component: radial spoke; axoneme. The annotation marks the transcript as partial. The record is from RefSeq and is a predicted model, not a curated record.